UAGAAAUAAAGACACUAAUGAGAACAGACCGACGUGUUCACGAUCUACUUAGUUGAAUUCAACUGUAGUCGUUUGGUUUUGAGGAUCAUACAAGAAAAUUAUUUUGUCCAUCCGAAACACAAGACGUUGAAACAUCGCUCAUGUACCUACGCCUUAUCGCGGCACACAUACGUUCAUAUAAACAUAAAUGUUGCUGGACUGUUGUCUUAAACCUAUACCUUGCAGCUACCAGAGUAUGAUCUGUAAUUACACAAAAUCGCUACUGAUCACUAGGUCAAGUGACACUAGACACCACCCUACAGUUCCGUUAAAAUGUUUGAUGAAUGAUGUAGCUGGUCACUGAUAACUCUUGGGGUCAGGCAUGUUCGUGCCUUUGUGAUCAGUGGCAUCCCAGCCGCGACUCUCGGCACAUACUUGUGCAGCGUCUAAAUUCAAGGCAUUUACCCCAUCUUACUGUGAUUUAAUGGUGCAUUUAUUCAGCACGUUGAGGAUCAACGGCGACUGCAGGAGCCUGGGCGGGACAGGCUUUAAGAUUGAAGCGGUCAACAACUUCGCUUUGCUGUCCAGCGUAUUCUUCAAUCUGUGUAAAGCCUGUCAAGUAAAGGCCAUGGCAUCGAUCCCGCCGUCCGCGUUCUCGGCUGGGCGCAUCCGAGAGACCCAGCGCGACAUGAAGCUUUCCAACAUCAAGUCUGCGAAGGAUCCCAAUGCCAAGAUAUUCAACACUAACUUCAUGGAGCUAUCACCACUGAAGUACAACAGCAAACUGAUGAUGAGCAUCUGGGGCUUCUACAACCGGUAUUCGCCGCACAACGUGAAGAACGUCAAUGAUGGCAGUGUCUUCAAAGGGGAGUUGCAGCAAUGCGCUGCCAACUCCUCUAACAAGACCGAGCCCAUCAUCACGAUGCCGUCUGCCAAACUGGACAACGUGUGGACCGCCAUCAACGUCUCUCAAUCUCACUAGGUGUAAUAAUGUGUAAUGUGUAUAGGUAAUAUAAAUACAUUCCUAACAUAAUGUGUAUCCAUUAUACAAAUGAGAUAAACGUACAGAGGCUAACAAACUAGGUGCGCAUUAAGGACAGACAAUAGCGUAUAAUCAGUGACGCACACAAAAAGAAAUAACACACACCUCGCUACGUGUGGUGCGUAAGCGCUGAUUCAGCGUGCAAAAUCAAGCGGCAAAAUCUUUAAAUUGAUGAGGAAGAAAACAAGUUUGUUAAAAUUGUCACAAGAAAUUUUACAUGGUAAGAACUAAAGUGCAAAAUCUUCAAAAUUAUUCACCAGCCUAUGCUAGAUACAUAUUUGAAUAUAUACUCGUUAAAAUAAGAUUAUUCAUUUCAUUCUAUGUCCUGUACACGAAUACACUACAUAUCAAUUUGGUAGUUUUCCAUAAAACCAUGAUUUUUUUAUAAAUAAAGUUUCAUAUUUAAAGCAGA
This is a messenger RNA of Cydia pomonella (codling moth), 1433 nucleotides long. RefSeq lists its product as uncharacterized. The transcript is spliced from 4 exons. The coding region runs from base 464 to 961 and encodes 165 amino acids. The record is from RefSeq and is a predicted model, not a curated record. Lineage: Eukaryota; Metazoa; Arthropoda; Insecta; Lepidoptera; Tortricidae.